Messenger RNA from Diaporthe amygdali, 1158 nucleotides. Its product is annotated as glycoside hydrolase family 16 protein. Gene Ontology annotation, biological process: carbohydrate metabolic process. The coding region runs from base 1 to 1158 and encodes 385 amino acids. The record is from RefSeq and is a predicted model, not a curated record. Gene Ontology annotation, molecular function: hydrolase activity, hydrolyzing O-glycosyl compounds. NCBI's taxonomy places the organism in Eukaryota, Fungi, Ascomycota, Sordariomycetes, Diaporthales, Diaporthaceae. The transcript is spliced from 3 exons.
AUGUGGCCUUCAAAGCCUAGCAUUGCCACUACCAGGAUCGGAAGGACGGUGCUCUGGCUCGCAAGCGCGAUCCUCCUGUCUCAACAUGCCCUCGCAGACUGCGAGUGCGGCUACUCGACCUCAGUUAGCAACACUACAGACACACAGCAGCAACAACAACAGUCUUUUGUCUUCACCGACCUCAUAGAGGCCAACUUCGCAAACGUCAGCGACAUCUCCAAGAAUACGGACUGGGUGCGGCAGGAAUUCAACACCAGCGCGACGCAGGCGCGCGGGACCUAUGGGGAGAUGUUUGCUGUGGACAACGUCGAGGCGCGGGAGGGAGGGGAUGGCUUGCAGAUCACGGUCCGGAGCGACGUGGUGGAGGAUAUGCUGAGCGGGGGCGAGAUCGACUCGGCCCGCCUGGAUGUGUUUUAUGGCUCGUUUAGAAGCAGUCUGAAGCUGACAGAUGUGGGUGGGACGGUAUCGGCUUUCUUUUGGUAUUUUAAUGACACCCAAGAGAUCGACAUGGAGUUCCUCUCCAAGGAUUUCCGCACAGAAAACUCCAGCUACCCAGUAAAUCUCGUCCUUCAGUCCCCAGCCGCCGCACAGGCAGGCUUCGACGCCUCUGGCACCGACAGCCACAAAGUUGUCUACCUCCCCUUCAACCCAAGUGCCGACUUCCACGAGUACCGCUUCGACUUCGUCCCGGGCCGCGUCGCCUUCUAUGCAGACGGAGCGGUCCUGGCGGUCAUGAACGACCCAGCCGCUGUCCCCACCACGGCUGGCCACCUUUCCCUCAACCAGUGGAGCAAUGGCAACGCCCUGUGGUCAGGUGGGCCGCCUGCGGAGGACGCGGUUAUGGACGUUAGGUAUGUCAAGGCGUACUUUAACAGCUCCCUAAAAGCGAGGCAGGGCGACUACGCGGCGAGGUGCAAGGACCCAGCGGCCGCGGGGGCGGUAUGCGCGAUACCGGCUGUGACGGCGGAUAAUGACAGUGCGGCUGGGUACUUCUUCACUGGCCAGAAGAAUAUGACGGAUAACCAGACAGUUUCUUCUGAUAACGGGGUGAGCGGUGGUGAUGAGAACGGGGCUAUUGGGCGACUGGGCUUGCAGUACUUCACAUGGAUGUGGGUUGCUGUGUCUGUCCUGAUGACCGGCUGUGGGGUUCUGCUCUAA